Messenger RNA from Myxocyprinus asiaticus (Chinese sucker), 7432 nucleotides. RefSeq names its product alpha-adducin-like. Gene Ontology annotation, molecular function: actin filament binding. Gene Ontology annotation, cellular component: adherens junction; focal adhesion; plasma membrane. NCBI's taxonomy places the organism in Eukaryota, Metazoa, Chordata, Actinopteri, Cypriniformes, Catostomidae. Gene Ontology annotation, biological process: barbed-end actin filament capping; positive regulation of establishment of endothelial barrier; positive regulation of adherens junction organization. The record is from RefSeq and is a predicted model, not a curated record.
CAUUUUGCCCCGCCUGAUAAUGAGAUGUGGGCGGGCUUCCGUGUGACGCUGACCAAUCAGACGGCUCUUCACCUCAGCGAGUCCCGAGCGCCUCGCCCCAUUGCGAGACGCGUACGGAGAGAAACGGACGGCUUCUGAAAGAAACACUGAAAACAAACCCGUUAACGGAGAACAGCUACGAGUCCUCCGCCUGGCUAGAUAAACGUGUGUAAUGAACGGAGACUCAGGUGCAGGGGUGAUGACGGCACCCCCGCCCACUAACCCCCCUCACAAGGAGCGUUAUUUCGACCGUGUGGACGAGAGCAGCCCAGAGUACCAGCGAGAGAGGAACAUGGCUCCAGACCUCCGACAGGACUUCAACAUGAUGGAGCAGAAGAAAAGAGUCUCCAUGAUUCUACAGAGUCCAGCGUUCUGUGAUGAGCUGGAGUCUCUGAUUCAGGAUCAGAUGAAGAAGGGUAAAAAUCCCACCAGUCUGCUCGCCCUGCAGCAGAUCGCUGACUUCAUGACCACCAGCGUCCCCACCAUGUACCCUGCUGCGCCACAGGGAGGCAUGGCAGCCCUCAACAUGAGUUUAGGGAUGGUGACUCCAGUGAAUGACCUCAGAGGUUCAGACUCCAUCGCCUAUGAGAAGGAAGAGAAGCUGUUGCGCUGCAAACUCGCCGCGUUUUACCGUCUGGUCGACCUUUUCGGCUGGUCUCAACUCAUCUACAGCCACCUGACUGUCAGGCUGAACUCUGAAAAAGAACACUUUCUGAUUAUACCUUUUGGGCUUCUCUUCAGUGAAGUAACCGCCUCUAGUCUGGUGAAGAUUAACCUGCAGGGGGAGAUCGUAGACAGAGGCAACACAAAUCUGGGUAUAAACCAGGCCGGCUUUACCCUCCACGCUGCCAUCUAUGCUGCCCGCCCUGAUGUCAAGUGCAUAGUGCACAUUCACACGUCCGCUGGUGCCGCGGUGUCUGCGAUAAAGUGUGGUCUGCUGCCCAUCUCACCUGAGGCUCUGACGCUGGGCGAGGUGGCAUACCACGAUUACCAUGGUAUUUUGGUGGACGAGGAGGAGAACGUCCUCAUACAAAAGAGCCUGGGUCCCAAGAGCAAGGUGCUGAUUCUGAGAAAUCAGGGGCUGGUGUCUGUUGGAGAGACAGUCGAAGAAGCUUUUUACUACAUUCACAAUCUGGUCACAGCCUGUGAGAUUCAGGUACGCACACUCGCCAGCACCGGCGGUCCUGACAACCUGGUGAUGUUGGACCAGGCGAAGUAUAAAUCUCGCCCACAUCACCCUGAGCCAGCUGGAGACGGGCCGAGCCCGCACCCGAAAUGGCGGAUCGGGGAGCAGGAGUUUGAGGCAAUGAUGAGGAUGCUGGAUAAUCUGGGCUACAGGACUGGUUAUCCGUACCAUUGUCCGGCGCUCCGUGAUAAAGCUAAAAAGUACAGUGAUGUUGAGAUCCCACCAUCAGCCAUGGGCUACUCGUACACUGAUGACAGUGACUCGGGUGCGCUCUCCCCGUUAAAGCACAGCUUUCAGCGGCAACAGCGGGACAAGACUCGCUGGCUAGCCUCCGGGCGGCCCGACGAAUCAGCAGAGGAGGGGCAGGACGGCAGCGGUAGCCCCAAGGCGAAGACUAAGUGGACAAAGGAGGACAGUCUCCGACAGGCUGCUGUGGCCAAUCAGUUUGUCCCGUUGAACACCAAUCCCAAAGAAGUCCAAGAGAUGCGCAACAAGAUCCGUGAGCAGAAUCUGCACGACAAAAAGACCGCAGGUCCACAGUCACAGGUGCUCACAGGUGCCAUGGUGGACCGUUCUUAUGUACAGGGGGAGCUAGUGACCGCAUCUAAAGCCAUUAUUGAGAAGGAAUACCAGCCGCGUGUCAUCGUCAGUAAAACUGGACCAAACCCCUUCAACAAGCUCACAGAUCAGGAACUGGAGGAGUACCGCAGGGAAGUGGAGCUCAAGCAGAAAGGCACGGAAGGUCAGACACAGGAGAUUGAAGAGGGCAAAGUUCCCAGUGCCACCUGCACUCCCCCCAGCUCACCUGUGCGUGUAGAAGCCUCUGAAGUCACCACCCUCCCUGCAGAAGAGCCUGCCCGUGAGAUAGACUCCACCCCUCAGUUAGUGGGGGAGGAGCCUGUUGCUGGCAGUGAUGAAUCGCCCAACAAAUCGCCCUCAAAGAAGAAAAAGUUUCGCACCCCGUCGUUCCUAAAGAAAAACAGAAAGAAGAGUGAAAGCUAGAGAGGAAGAGUGCUCAGGCGUUAGUAAAUACCCUACUUUAAAAACCAUUUUUAUUUUUUUGUACUGUGUUUGUUCACAUUUGUGUUGAUUUGUUUUUAUGAAAGGGUCAGAUUGCUUUUUUUCUUUGAACAGUUCUUUUAUAAACGCUGGCUGACUGGUAAAGUGUACUUUGAGGUAAAGUGUGGCUUGUUAGUCAUGAGCUCACACAAUGAUGUCAUCAUUAUCUUCCCUGUUUUUAUAAAAAAUCUUAAUCUGAAUAACCACUAUUAUGUAUUGGGAAUGUCUCAAAUGUUAUUUUUAGAGAAAAAGGAAUGAAUGGAAGAGUUAAAUUUCCUCCAGGUGUUAAUUCAGAUUGUAACGCUGCUGCAUGCUUUAGAUUUAUCAAAUCAUGUCUAUAAACAUUUAAAAAAUGGAUGAUCCAGAGUGUAAUGGUCCAUGUAUUCAUAAAAUACAAAGAUUCACAACAGAUCUCACCUGACCAGGUACAUGCUGUGCUAAACUUGUCAAGAACAUGUCCGGGUCAUUUUACCCCAAAAUCAAAAGAAAGAAAAUUUUGUUACAAAAAUGUUAGUUUUUUUUUUUUUUGCUUGCUUGCUUGCUUUUUUUUUUUUUUUUUUUUUUUUUUUUGCAUUGUGAUAUAAUCUUCAUUACAAUUAAGCACAUUUACCCCCAGUUUAUUAUUAUUGUAAUGAAAAGGAAAUUAAUUGUGUGUGUGUGUGUGUGUGUGUGUGUAUGUAUGUAUAUAUAUAUAUAUAUAUAUCAUGGUAGUUUUUGUUGUGCUGCCUUUAAAAAAUAAUCAUUGUAUUUCAGUAAUGUGAAUCACUAUUGAAAAUAAUGGGACAUACAGAACAAAAAAAAUAACACAAUUUAGUAAUGAGAAUUUGAAGGGAGAAUGUGCUUAAUUAUCAUUAAAAUAAUAUCAAAAUUUAAAACAUCUUCAGUUUCUUUGUGCAAAAUAGAAUUGCUUAUUUUUUGGUUUCUUUUGACUUUGGGGUGAAAUUUGACCUGGGAAUGUUUUUGUAGGAUUCUCCCUAAAAAGAUUAACUUCUGCAGAUUUGUUUGCAUAUGGCAUUUGCAAUAUACUUAUACCACAUAACACUUUUUCAUUCUUGUUUUAAAAUGAUCUGUAAAUUUAAUCCUGCAGUAAUAAGAAUUAUAUGUUUGCUUUUAUAUAUGUAUUUUAUUUUUAGCUGGAAACUGUCGUUUUGUUUAUUAAUUUAAAACAUUGUCAAGUGACUUGAAAACACUGUUGUAACAACAUUAAAUUGUAUCUCUGACACUAUUAAACAUCCUGUUAAGAAUGACAGACAAACAAAACACUGACUCUGUAAUCCAGAUUUCAUUCAGCCACUAAUGAAAACACACACUAACACACACAUAUUGUGUGUUUGUAACACUGUGAAAAUAUUAAUUGAACCAUUUUGAAUGACCACACAUAAAGUAACGCAUUCAGAUUGAUGUUUGUUGAAUUCAAAAGACUUAAAAAAGGCAGAAAGUAGUGAAAUACGUCUCGGCUACUGUUGUAACCUCCGUUUCCUGAUGGAGGGAACGAGAUGUUGUGUUGAUGAAGUGACACUAGGGGUCGCCCUUGGGAGCCCCAAACACCUCUGAUCUUUGAGAAAAGGCCAAUGGGAAUUGGCGAGUGGAAUUUGCAUGCCACUCCCCUGGACAUACAGGUAUAAAAGGAGCUGGUAUGCAACCACUCAUUCAGGUUUUGUGCUGAGGAGCCGAGACAGGGUCCCGGCCAUUUCAGCAGGUAGUUCAGUGUUGUGGCAGGAGGGACACAACAUCUCGUUCCCUCCAUCAGGGAACGGAGGUUACAACAGUAACCGAGAUGGGGGGGUUGGCACAUCCUGGGCGUGAUAUGCCAUAGCGAUGGCUUCAAUGACCCAGUGUGCAAUCCUCUGUUUGGGACAGUGUUUCCUUUCUGCUGUCCACCAAAGCAGACAAAGAGCUGCUCAGAGCUUCUAAAGCUCUGCGUGCGAUCCAAGUAGAUGUGUAAAGCAUGCACCAGUCACAGCAAUGCCAAGGCUGGGUCUGCCUCCUGAGGCACCGCUUGCAGGUUCACCACCUGAUCCCUGAACGGGGACGUGGGAACCUUGGGUACAUAGCCCUGUCGGGGUCUCAAGAUCAUGUGAGAGAACCCGGGCCGAACUGCAGGCACGGUUCGCUGACAGAGAACGCCUGCUGGUCUCCUACCCUCUUGAUGGAGGUGAGCGCCGUCAGGAGGGCUGUCUUCAAAGAGAGUGCCUUUAGCUCAACUGACUCUAGGGGCUCAAAUGGAGCUCCCCGUAGGCCCCGAAGGACCACGGAGAUGUCCCACAAGGGAACGAGGCACGGUCUGGGGGGGUUUAACCUCCUCGCUCCUCUCAGGAACCUGACGAUCAAGUCGUGCUUCUCCAAAUACUUACCGUCAACUGCAUCGUGAUGUGCCGAUAUAACGGCUACAUACACCUUCAAGGUGGAGGUGCAGAAGCCUCUCCUGCAGAAAGGAAAGCACUGAUCCGACUGUGCAUCCCUGAUGCUCUUCGCGUCAGGAAGAACACCACUUAGCGAACAGAUGCCACUUCAGGUUUUAUAGGUGCCUCAUCGAGGGAGCCCUGGCCUGAGUGAUCGUGUCUACCACUGCCGGUGGUAGGCCACUUAAGUCUUCCAUGUCCCGUCCAAGGGCCAGAUGUGGAGAUUCCAGAGGUCUGGUCACAGGUGCCAGAUGGUGCCACGUCCCUGAGAAAGGAGGUCCUUCCUCAAGAGAAUUCACCAGGGGGGCUGUCACGUGGAGCGUGAGGUCCGAAAACCAAGUCCGGGUGGGCCAAUAAGCACGGAAGCCUUCGAGGCGCCGUACCUGCCAUAAAGGAACGGUGCCUGGCAGUCGUGAUAAAGACGGCCAUGGACACUGACUGUGUGACCCAGGAAGUGAGGAAACUGCUCUUUUCUUAAAUGUGUGUACCGCAGCCCUUGGGGCGUGUGGCAAAAUGAUAAGAAAAGAAAACAAGGAUCCUCCACUGGGGGAAGGAGUGGUGCUCUUACCAGCUCCUGUGCAGCGGGUCUCCGACUUCCUGGGCUGCCUGUCUCAGGGGUGCUUUGAAGCCUUCCAUGGGUUCUUGGCGACCGGCUGUGAGAUGGGUGGUGUCUGCUUCCUGCGGGUCUGCUCCACGCCGGGGCCGGCCUGUUGGGCUGGGCUGUGGUGGAGCCGGUGUUGUUGCCACAGGGGGACAUCCUUGGCGACGAGCAGACGGGGAGCGGGAUUUUGAGCCACGCCAGUGCAGGAUGUGGUGGAUAGCCUCCGUCUGCUUUUGACCAUUGAGAAUUGCUGGCCGAAAUCCUCUACGGUGUCGCCAAAUAGGCCAACCUGGGAGAAGGAGGCGUCAAGGAAUCGCACCUUGUCAGCCUCCCUUGACUCGACCAGGUUGAGCCAGUGUUGCCGUUCCUGGACCACCAGGGUGGACAUCGCCUGCCAGAGAGACCGCGCCGUGACCAUCGUCGCCCGGAAGGCGAGAUCAGCCGCCGAGCGCUGCUCCUGCAUCCACGUUAGGUCAGAACUACCCUUGUGCAGUUCUCUAAGUGCCUCGGCUUGGAACACUUGCAGGAGAGUGGCAUGCAGGGCGGAGACGACCUGUCCAGCGGCACUGUAGGCCUUAGUCGCCAGUGACAAUGUAAGUACCCUCUGGCAGCCCCACCAUUAAGGGUAAUGAGAGUGGAGAAGCUCAGAGACUGGGUCCGGGCAGUAAAAGUUACCCACUGCGAUCGUGUGAGCUCAUCAUGCACCUCCAGGAAGAAAGGUAUUGGGGUGGGGCAUGACCGUGAGUGGUGCUCUGGGCCCAGGAACCAAUCAUCAAGCUGCGAGGGUUCAGGGCGGGGCGGAGGGAUCCACUCCAGCCUGACGCUCGCAGCCGCCCGGGCAAGCAUGGCCGUCAGCUGCGCAUGGCGUGAGACUGAACCAGCCUGCUCUCUGAUGCUGUAAUUGAAAGCGUAUCCACUUUGCGAGCCGCGAAUGAGAUUGCGAAUUCGCCCUGAGAUGAGCCGGCGGUCCUAUCGCAGAACUCGCUGGGGCAAACAAGCAUGCUGGUGAAUGGGAGGUCCGUGGGGGGUUUCCUGACGGAGCGGCUCCCAUUGAAAUCCCCAAAUUGCUCCCAGUGCUAACCGACGGGGUUUCAAACCUGUAGGUAAAAGGACCGUGGCGGGGAGCCACUGGGGUGGCUUUCCGGGGAAAGCCGUGACCGCAACGUUGCCAUAAUCAUGCUCUCGCAGUGAGAACAUGACCCGUCCACGAACGCUGUCCCCGCGUGGGCAGCGCCCAGUACGUGAGGCAGCGAUAGUGGCUGUGGUAUGCGGAGAGGUAAGGAUCGCAACCAGGAAAUACACACAAACGGAAAGGCACCUUUAAGAAGAUGCUCUCCGUGAGUGCCACUCUUUUAGUAGGGAAAUAUACUCUUUUAGAGGAAGAAUAUACUCUUUUAGGCUGCUGAAGCGCCCAGGGGCAUUCUCUGCACUCAGCCGGUGGGGGAGAAGCCGCUGUAAUGCGCCAUGAAUCCAACAGCUUUUGUAGAGGUGAAUGCAGCUUGCUGAAACACAACCGCUCGGCUCCGAAGAAAAAAUCUGAAUGAGGGGUUGCAUACCAGCUCCUUUUAUACCCGUAUGUCCGGGGGAGUGGCAUGCAAAUUCCUCUCGCCAAUUCCCAUUGGCCUUUUUUCAAAGAUCAGAGGUGUUUGGGGCUCCCAAGGGCAACCCCUCGUGUCACUUCAUCGACACAACAUCGAGUGAGUGACAGAAGGGGAACAAUAAUUAACAUUGAUGGUAAUAUCUUUGUCUUCAAUGUUGUUCAGACAUCAAUUCUGAAUCUGGACUAAUGUGAAGCCUGUAGAUCAGCUCGCUUUAGAUCACUAUAAAUUCUGAAAUAUGUUAUGAUGUUAUGGGCUUCUGCUAGUGUUUCUCUGUUCAUGUUCUCCUGAAAUUACAUUGAUGACAUUACUCACAUGUGUUUAUUUAAAUCCGUUUCUUUCCAGUUUCAAACAUGCAGCUGAAUGAUAUUCUCAUUUUAUCAAAGAUGAUUGUAUGUAAUACAAUUCUACAAGCACAAUUAUUUAUUUUUCAACCAUGAAUAAAACUCUUUGAAAAGUGUGAUUUAAUGAUUUGUAUUCUAACAGCAGAAAAGGCAAGUGAAGGAAUUAAUAGAUGUUACAAAAUAAAUGCAACAAAACAAACUUA